AAGGUCAUCCUGUCUGAUCUGUUCAAACCGAAUAAAGCGUCGACGAGACGAGCAAUUUGGCAGCCUAGCAGAUCAAAACGCUUGUACGUUUAUUAAUUCUCUCUAAAAUCUUUGUUCUCACUCUCUGAUCCAAAUCUCUCCCACAACAAGCACACACAAGCCGGGGAGUCAAUAUGCUGGGAGUUAUAAGGCAAAGAGUGGCUUGCAGAGGCAUUCCUACUCGGAAUUUUGAGCGAGGAAUACGAGUAGUUGCGUCCCGGUCUUUAUCUUCCACAGCAAAAGAGAUGACUGUCCGUGAGGCUUUAAAUUCAGCACUUGAUGAAGAAAUGUCUGCUGACCCCAAAGUCUUUUUAAUGGGUGAAGAGGUUGGUGAGUAUCAGGGUGCAUACAAGAUUUCCAAAGGGCUUUUGGAGAAGUAUGGUCCCGACAGAGUUCUGGAUACGCCCAUUACUGAGGUUUCUCUUUGUCUUUUACUUAUUAAUUGUUCUAUUUGUGUUUGUAAUAUUUUCCAUAGUCUAUCGUUUUAUAUGUUGCAGGCUGGAUUUACUGGAAUUGGAGUUGGUGCAGCUUACUAUGGUCUGAAGCCCGUAAUUGAGUUCAUGACUUUUAACUUCUCUAUGCAGGCCAUUGACCACAUUAUUAACUCUGCUGCAAAAUCAAAUUACAUGUCAGCUGGUCAGAUAUCAGUGCCUAUUGUUUUCAGAGGUCCAAAUGGUGCUGCUGCUGGUGUUGGGGCACAACAUUCACAGUGCUAUGCAGCAUGGUAUGGUUCAUGCCCAGGAUUAAAAGUACUGGCUCCAUAUUCAUCAGAGGAUGCUCGUGGCCUGCUGAAAGCUGCUAUAAGGGAUCCAGAUCCUGUUGUUUUCCUUGAAAAUGAAUUGCUAUAUGGUGAAUCCUUCCCUGUUUCUGCUGAAACUCUCGAUUCCAGUUUUUGUCUUCCAAUUGGGAAAGCUAAGGUAGAGCGUGCUGGGAAGGAUGUGACAAUCACUGCUUUCUCAAAAAUGGUUGGCUAUACUCUUCAGGCUGCCGACAUUCUUGCAAAGGAAGGAAUUAGUGCUGAGGUGAUUAAUCUUCGCUCGAUUCGCCCACUUGACAGAGCCACAAUAAAUGCUUCUGUCAGGAAAACAAAUAGGCUUGUGACUGUUGAAGAAGGAUUCCCUCAACAUGGUGUUGGUGCCGAGAUCUGCGCAUCUGUUCUUGAAGAUAGCUUUGAGUACCUUGAUGCUCCCGUUGAGAGGAUUGCCGGAGCAGAUGUUCCCAUGCCCUAUGCUGCAAAUCUUGAGAGAAUUGCUGUCCCACAGGUCGAGGACAUUGUUCGAGCAGCAAAGAGGUCUUGCUACAGAUCAAGUUCAUUGGCCGCAACUGCUUAAAAUUUACAAGGGACACAAGGUUUUUGUUGUCGGUUCUAGAUUUUUCUUUACACAGCUGGGUGGGUUGUUGCCUUUGCCUUCUGUGGUUAAGAAGUCCACAUUUGCUUCAAAUAAAAAACAUUGAGGGCUUACAAGUUUCUAAAAUUUAUUUUUAAUGUUGUCACAGUUGAAGAAGAUUCUGUAACAAAACCAACGAAGCCCAGUGAAGAAAAAGCUGGAAAGCCAUUGUUAUCCUAGUUUAGUUUGCAAACUUUGUUAAUUUUUUUUUUUUUUUUUUUUUUUCCGGUUUUGGUUGCAUAUUGACCACAUUCAUUAAGUGUGCAGUGUCAUCUUUUAUCCAGAACUCGAUUACAUGAGGCAGGAACUAUCUACGUAUCGAGUCGAGUUCUUCAUAGUCAGCUCCGACUUGAUACUCCUCUUGUUGAACUUAUGCGUUUGCCGGUGAUUUCUUUCAUAUUUUUACCGGCGAAUUAUUUUAUAAUAAAGUUCUAUUAGUGCC
Messenger RNA from Olea europaea var. sylvestris, 1869 nucleotides. RefSeq names its product pyruvate dehydrogenase E1 component subunit beta-1, mitochondrial. NCBI's taxonomy places the organism in Eukaryota, Viridiplantae, Streptophyta, Magnoliopsida, Lamiales, Oleaceae. Gene Ontology annotation, molecular function: pyruvate dehydrogenase (acetyl-transferring) activity. The transcript is spliced from 14 exons. Bases 174 to 1370 code for a protein of 398 amino acids. The record is from RefSeq and is a predicted model, not a curated record. Gene Ontology annotation, biological process: pyruvate decarboxylation to acetyl-CoA.